AUGCGCAGGCCUGUUCUCGUCAGCCCCUCCAUGAGCGGCCGCUUCGCCCUCCCCUUCCUCCUGGUGCGGGGGGACCACCUGGCCGGCUUCGUGCCUGUGGCGCCCGCAGGCACCAAGGACUACACUGCUGAGCAGUACCGGCGCGUCCAGGUGUGCCAAGGCCGUGUGGUGCUGAUCUUGACCUGGCAGGGCACCAACCCCCGCCUGCGCUCCGUCCUCCUCAACUCCCACACCGACGUCGUGCCAGUCUUUGAGGUGCUGGGAUGGGGCGAGGGGUGGGACGGGCUGGGCCUCCCUUUUUUUAAGGACUCGCAAGGCAACAUCUACGCCCGGGGUGCCCAGGACAUGAAGUGUGUCUCCAUCCAGUACCUCGAGGCUGUCCGGAGGCUGAAGGCGGAGGGAAAGUGUUUUGCCCGCACCAUCCACCUCACCUUUGUGCCUGACGAGGAGGUGGGCGGACACAAGGGCAUGGAGAUGUUUGUGCAGCGCCCUGAGUUCCGAGCCCUCAACGUGGGCUUCGCCCUGGACGAGGUGGAGGGUGACUGUCCCUUGCGUCCCCCGAGGCUCAAGUCCGACUCAAGCCUGACCCUAGGGGACGUCACCUCGCUCAACCUGACCAUGCUGGAGGGGGGGGUCUCCUUCAACGUGGUGCCCUCCGAGAUGGCGGCCAGCUUCGACAUCCGCAUCCCGCCCACCGUUGACCUGAAGGCCUUCGAGGAGCAGGUGGCCGCGUGGUGCCGGGGUGCCGGGGACGGCGUCACCUAUGAGUUCCACCAGAAAUGCCUGGACCAACACAUCACCUCCACCGAGGAGGCGGACCCAUGGUGGAAAGCCUUCAGCGGGGCCUGCAGGGACAUGAAGCUGCAGCUCAAGCUUGAGAUCUUCCCAGCUGCCACCGACAGCCGCUACGUUAGGGCACUGGGACUGCCCUGGAGUGACUUGCUGGAUGGGUGCCACCGUGCCAGGGUUUUUGGCUUGCUGACUCCAAAAGUCAUUUCUCACCAGGAACCAGUGGUGCCACUGCCCCCACAGUGGUGUCACCGCAGGGGUCCCCUCGGCAUCUCACAGGAUUCGGACUUGGGCCCGCUUUGGGACCCUUGA
Messenger RNA from Opisthocomus hoazin, 1101 nucleotides. The record is from RefSeq and is a predicted model, not a curated record. NCBI's taxonomy places the organism in Eukaryota, Metazoa, Chordata, Aves, Opisthocomiformes, Opisthocomidae.